Messenger RNA from Fonsecaea erecta, 2091 nucleotides. RefSeq lists its product as hypothetical. Bases 1 to 2091 code for a protein of 696 amino acids. The record is from RefSeq and is a predicted model, not a curated record. NCBI's taxonomy places the organism in Eukaryota, Fungi, Ascomycota, Eurotiomycetes, Chaetothyriales, Herpotrichiellaceae. The transcript has a single exon. Gene Ontology annotation, molecular function: zinc ion binding; DNA-binding transcription factor activity, RNA polymerase II-specific. Gene Ontology annotation, biological process: regulation of DNA-templated transcription.
AUGCCGCCACGUCCAAGAUACACCUGCACGGCAUGCUCGCUGCGCCGGCAGAAAUGCGACCGGCAGCUGCCCUGUGAACGCUGCGUCAAACGAGGCGAGCCUGACCGGUGCACUCGUCAGUGGCCCGACGACAAGUACGAUCCAUCCGUCCAUCGGGUUUACCCACGAGCACGAUCACGGGCUUAUAAGAAGCGGAGGAGCACAGGACAUGCUUCCGCCCUUCCUCCAUCUUCCGUGACUGACGAACCCGAUUCUGCUCCCCUCGAAGGCAUAGAAACGGCUGCGGCAGAGCGAGAACCGGAACCAGAAUCGGAACCAGACCGUGCGGGCAUCGGUUGGACAGGUUGGGACGGAGCGAACGGUUCACCUCGUCUGCAGUAUUCCUUCCGGCCAUAUAGACCCAAAACCUUACGAUGGCCUGUUGCUUCUCAAGAUAGGGAACAUGCCACCUCCCAAAGUCAAUGGGUUUCGACGGCAAAAAUCGGGUUCAGCUCGGCGGCCGACGCUCAGGAGGCAUUCCUCCAAAUGCUUCUUCCUGAUAUCGACAUCAUCUGGAAACUGGUCGACUACCACGAAUUGUCCCUGCUCUGGUACCACGGAUGUUAUCACGGCCCAACAUUACGGUGGGAGCUACACAGCCUUUUGAGCUCACAGGAACCAUCCGACUCGCUUGUGAUCAAAGGAUUGGACCUUCAAUGGCUAGCUUUGCUGUUCGCUAUCAUGGCCGGCAGCUUAACGUGUGCAACGUCGCUCCAACGUGAGCAAUGGGGCUUCUCCAGAAUGGAGGCGAUCACGCUGAAAAGCCAGUGGUAUCAAGCGACCAUUACAUGUUUAAAUCAGGCCAAAUAUACCAGCAACCACAGUGUCUAUUCGUUACACGCCAUCACAACGCUCACCAUGUCCGCCCAUUGCAACGAGCGGCCUUCCGAACUGUCGGUCCUGUUAGGGAGUGCCCUCAAGAUCGCCCAAAGUUUAGGGUUGGACCAGCUCUGCCGCAAUCCGACAUUGGAGCAGAUUUUGCCGACAACGUCCGAAGAGAAACGACAUGCCUUGUUGCGCAUCGAGGUAGGUCGGAGACUAUGGUCGCACCUAUGCAUCCAGGAUUGGAUGUCGUUGCCGUUCACCGAAAGCCACUGCAUCAACCCGUUGCAUUUCACCACCACCAAACCGUCCAGUCGCAGCCAUUUGACCAUGGAUCCCAUCCCGGCGACGUUUCCGACGUACAUCAGUUAUGGCAAUUAUCUGUUUGAGAUUGCCAAACUCAUGGUCGCCCACCACGAGGCCAUGCUGCGGGCGACGACGCCCUUCACCAAAUACGAACAUGUUUUGGACUUUGACCAAAGGAUGCGCACGCUGGCCACCCAAGGCAUGCCCCGGUAUUUCCAUGUCGUCGAACCCAUCGACCCGGCCUGGCCCGAGUGGGUACCCUGGGCCCGCCGCAGCUUGACCGUCUGCUUUGCCCACAAGAUCAUCAUGAUCCAUCGACAAUUCAUUCGGCACAGCUUCACCAACCCGGCUUACUCCAUCACCCGCGUGACGUGCGUUGCUGCGGCCAAAACAAUACUGAACGAAGCAAAACAAACGGACGACAAGGACGGUCCCCUCAUCUGGGUGGACAAGGCAUUCUGCGUGGUGGCCGCAAUCAUCUUGUGUUUGGACAUGUUUCAACGUCGAUCGCCGUCAGACCCCGAAUACCAAACCCACUUUGGUUUGGUGGAAGAAUGCAUCACCCUCUUGAUGGGAGAUGGCUACAGCAUCGUCCACUCUGCCGGUAUGAGGCUGUUGUGCGCCCUACUGAAGGAACUCGAACUGAAGCCAUCAACCCCACUCUGGCCUCCGCGAAUCGUCAAAAUGUCCGACAUUUUCAAAGGCAUCGUCUGCGGCCGGGAAUAUCCGACGGUUGCGCGGGAAAUGGACGCGCGAGACGAUAGGAUGCCAAUCAUGCCGGAAAUUUUGCCGCCUCAAGCGGGCUUUUGCAAUCGCUUCUUGCUGAAGGAGCUGCUUGAGCCUUUGGUUUUCGUCACCCGGCCUGCUACGGCAGAGAUAGGUGCGGAAACAUAUGCUGACGGCGAGGGAACGCACUUUGUAUAG